GCUUGUCCUCGCCUGCGGCCCGCCCGCACGACACCGGCUCCGGUCCCUAACCUGACCGACACAACCACUCGAUGACUCAUGCACAAACGUACGCCCCUUGGUGACACUGUCGGGAGAGUGUAGUGCGAACGGUGUGUUGUUCCAUGCAGAAGCGGUCAGUGCUGUGUCGGUUGUCGUGUGCCCUUGUCAUGUGGGGAGUGAGAUGGUGCUGAUGGGCAGCAUGUGUCCGCGAAGGCCGCUGGGCCUGCUCCUCGCGCUGCUCGCAGCCGCCGCGCUCGCCAACCAGCUCGAGGAUAUCCCGCACAAUGAAGUCAAAAACUGGGCGUUAAAAUUUGGCGUGGACUUAUGGGAGUUUGGGAGGCAUUUCACUAAAAUGAAUCAGAUACAAAAUAAAUACCACGAGUACAACGUGGACGUGGUCCGCAAGGACGGGCUGCUGCUGGUGCGCGAGCUGGCCGCUGAGGUCAAGAACCACAUGGACUUCAAGAUCAAUGCUGUCAUGAGAAUAAUGGACAGUGCCGAAGCCGCUGCGCUGUCAGCCGGCAGUGGAGCCAGUGACGGUGCUCCAGGCUCGUAUUACGACGCGCGCUGGCUGAACGUGCACGCUGACGACGGCACGCUGGCGGCCCGCGCGCGCCGCCUCUCGCUCACCCCGAGCCGACACUUCGACCACAUCGCCGUCAACUCCAGCUACAGUGCGGUGCUUAUGCCACCCUAUAUUAAUACCGAUGAUGGCGAGGUACAAAACCAAAUCGCAUGGUCGGAACAUUUGGACCCCUUAUUCGUAAAUAACUACGAGAUUGACCCUACAUUAUCAUGGCAAUACUACGCGUCCUCUACUGGUUUCAUGAGGCGAUAUCCAGCUAUGUCUUGGCCUCCAGAAGACGGUUACUCUCACCAUGCAAGAGACUUCUACGACUUCAGGUCCUCAAACUGGUUUGUGGAAGCAGCGACGUCGCCCAAAGACCUGGUGAUCCUUCUCGACGACUCCGAUGACUUGAGCUCGUCAUAUUGGCGCCUGGCAAAGUCUACCGUAUCGGCCCUACUGGACACUCUCGGACCGAACGACUUUGUGAACAUCUACAGAUACAGCGAUACGGUGUCAGAACUCCACACAUGUUAUACGAAGGUUUUAGCUCAGGCCAUACCUGAAACAAUAAGAGAACUGAAGACAACGCUUUGGAACGCAGAGCUUUCUGGGGGAGUGGCCAAUCUUACCGGUGCUUUGACGUCUGCCUUCGAAAUCCUUCACCGGUACAACCGUACAGGGCAGGGUUGCCAGUGCAAUCAGGCGAUCGCGGUGAUAGGCGCGGGCGGGGGCGCUGCCGGCGUCAAGGGCGUGUUCCGCACUUGGAACUGGCCUCACAUGCCAGUUCGCAUCUUCACAUAUCGAGUGGGCGGCGAUGCUGCUGCAGGACACACUAUGAAGGACAUGGCUUGUACUAAUAAAGGUUUCUACGUGACAAUAAACGAGCACUCGGAGAUAAAAUCGAAAGUGCUGCACUUCGUGGAGGUGCUAGCGAGGCCUCUGGUCAUGUACCAGACGGUACACCCAGUACACUGGAGCCCGGCGUACGUCGGCGGAAGGAGUAGUAGCCUGGCUGAUGAUGGCAUGGGCCAACUGAUGUCUUCCGUCACCGUACCUAUUUUCGAUAGGAGAAACCACACGCAAAGAGAAGCCAAUUUACUCGGUGUGGUGGGAACUGAUGUGCCUAUCGAUCAAUUAAAGAAGCUCGUGCCACCCUACAAGUUGGGUGUGAACGGUUACUCGUUCAUGGUGGACAACAACGGGCAUGUAUUGUAUCAUCCUGAUUUAAGGCCAUUGCACACGAACGAGGAAUACACAGAGACGCUGCGCCCUCUAUACUCGAGCGUUGACCUCACGGAUGUGGAACUGCUGGUGGAUUCUGAUGAGAACUCUAGGGUGAACCUUACCUCGCUGCUGCUCGAUUUACGUCAUGACAUGAUAGAACAACGGGAGGGAGAAACUGAAAUCGCCGUCAAAGUGCAGUACGACAACAUGAGGCGUGUCGCGACGAGACGCCAGCGAUACUUCUACAGUCCAGUGGACGGCACUCCCUUCUCAUUGGCGGCUGUACUGCCUGACGGUUAUGGGAUGUACGAGCUGCAAGCCGAGCAGGAGGUCAAGCAUAGUCCUAUCAAUGUCACGGAAUACUUCAAAGGCGAGAACUGGAAAGUUCACCCAGAUUGGGUAUACUGUGAAUACGCCUCAACAUCAGACCAGUCCUUCAACUCUGCGGAGGAGCAGCUCGUGCACUUCCUCUCGCGCACGGGCCGGCCCGGCUGGAAGUGGAUGUCUCUGCGGCCGCGAGCCCUCACCCUGCACAACGCGCACAAGAAACAGGACAGGGACUCUUAUUAUUGUGACAAAACUUUAGUACAAUCAUUAAUCAGGGAUGCCAUGGUAAUCAAAGAAUUGGACGCUCACACUGGACAUGCAAGCCACCACAACCACCCGAUAGCGACUUUAAUGGCACUACUAACAAGACAAGGACGCUUCCACAAGUUCGUGGUCACGCUGUCUUUCAUCGCGACCCGCAGCGGCUUGCUCAAGUGGACCGAAAACACCAACACCUCUAGAAGUACCGACUCUGCUGAAUCCCACUUUAGCGAGAGAUACGCUCGAGCGUUUGACUCGGAAUGGUACCGGCGCGCUGUGGAGCACCACGCUAUCGAACCAGAGAGCUUCGUAUUCUCCGUUCCCUUCCGCGAUGGUUCUGAGGCGGAGGAGCUCAGUGGCCGGCCACCCCUGGUACUGGCCACUCAUGCCGUGUUUGUGGAGUCACGUGGACAUCGCGCACCCGCUGCUGUUGUUGGACUACACUUCCAGUUAGAUUCUCUGGCCAAACACUUCUUGAAUGUUACUUCUGCUUGCACAGUUGGCACAGUCUGUAAAAAGACAUGUGCAGGCGACGAGUUGGACUGCUACAUCUUAGACGACAACGGUUUCAUCAUACUAUCAGAAGAUGCGUCACAGACGGGAAGGUUCUUUGGACAGGUUGACGGCACUAUCAUGGACUCGCUGGUGCAGGAUCGAAUAUACAAGAAAGUAGUCGUACAUGAUCAUCAGGGAAGAUGCCCCGAUUCUAGAAAUCCUUUUAGUGGCGACGGACAUAAGCUCACACCACUGAAACCUCUAUCCUGGCUCGGCAGUUAUCUCACUAGUCUACUCGCCGUAUGGUUUCCGCUGUGGGAGACAGCUCGCGCGCGUGCGAGGCCAUACGCCGAAGAAGAAGUUGAUUAUGAGGACUACGAGAACGAAGAUGGCGAAAACGAUGAUGACUUGGAUAGAGAUCGUGGAACAUACGAGAUCAUAAUAGACGGGCUGGGCGAGACUUCCCGCGACAAUGGCCGCUCCCACACUGGUCCGUCUCCCCCUCCGGGCGGCGGCGGCGGCGCCAUGCCCCCUCCCCCGCGUGAGGCGGCGCGCUCUGCAGCCGUCCGACCGUGCGACACCAGCGCUGAACUCUUUACAUUGCAAUCUUCUCGACUAAAUACUGCACAACCGCUCAAGGGUAAACUCACCAACUGUCACAAUUCCGGCUGCGAGAGGCCAUUCAGCGUGCAAAAGAUCCCGCACAGCAACCUGAUCCUGCUGGUAGUGGACACGCUGUGUCCGUGUGGAGCUAAGCGGCUGGACGUGCGGCCUCGCGAGGCGGGUGCCCGCGCCGCCUGCCGCCCCGCGCCCGCCAGGCAUCGCCGCCGCGCGGCACACUGCGGCUCUUACCAUCCCGAGGAAAUUGAAAUACAAUCGUGCGGUCGCGGAGAGCGCAUGGUACCCGCGAUUACCUCACUAAUAGUGCCGCUUGUGCUGCGAUUAGUGAUCAGCACGUGACUGCUAAGUUUAACGUAAAAAAAUACCAACCAAUACGGGACCCAAACUGUCCCGAACGCCGUCGUGUCGUGAAGCUUUCUGUACCCCACUCAGUUUCAGUAAUCCGGUUGAUAUUUUAACUGUACCUUGUAGAGUUUCACGACAUCUUCAGGGAAAGCUUCUGCCAGGUGUGGCGUUCAUGUGUUCUUGCGAGUGUUAUAAGUGCGGAGCGGAGUGCGGUCUGUGUGUGCGGUGUAGCGCGUUGCGUGUUGCGUGUUGCAUGAUACAGGCUGCGGCGCGGCGAGCCUGCGCCGCGGUGCGUUACAGUUUUGAUCAAUUUUACCGACUGAAGUUUUGGUCCGACCAAGUGAACUUUUGAUCUUGCAUAAGACAGGAUUAUAGUCGAGUUAGGAUAUGAUGAUAAUUGAAAUAUUUUCUCCUCUCUGUUAAGUUGUCACUUUUCAUAUUGUAACUGAUGCAAAAGCAUCCAGUAAAUAGGUAGGUAACGAAUAUCUUGUUAAAUUUAAAUCGAGGAUUAUCACAAACUUGGAGAUCUUAUAAAUUAUAGCUAAUGUUAAUAGGUAUUGAAAGAUAAUUAAUGUAAAAUAAUAAUAUCGUUUAAAACUGUUUUAGAAAAAUUUACCUAUGUUGAACCUAAUUCGAUUUAUUUCUUUAUAUCUGUCAUUCAAAUUAAUCGCAAACUUAUUGAAUAGUUGCUAGGGGUUGAUGUAAAUAAGAAUAAUUUAUUUGUAGAAAAAUUGUUUUGCUGAAUUUAUGUGUGCCUGUGUAAUGUAAAAAAAAUCGUUGUGUCGUCGAGAAGGCGUCGCAGCGCUAACACGCACUGCCAUAGAGGGGAACAAUAGUAAUUCAUAGCAAGUUGUUGUUGAAACUGAAGAUGGUGUGGUGUGCAUCCACACGAGUGGCUCGACUGGACGUGCGGUCGCACGACGGUCAGGUCGGACCGUCCGGGUCGGUCGGAUCGGUCGGCUCGGUCGGACGGGGGAGGGCGGCGUGUCCCCGAGCGCGGCGACGCCUACAUCUCUGACGACUUUCCAUUCUAGUCGUUAGUGAUUUUCUCGCCUAAUAUUCGAGUAAUGUCGUAAAGAAACUGUAAACAGUUUCGUAUUUUUAUUGUAAAUAUUUUACUAACUUAAAUGGCCUACUACAAUUUUAAGAAAGUGUGUUGCUAAUAUAUAGUUCGUUCAAAUUCGACUUCUGCUGUCGUAUAACUUCGUCAUAUCGAUCUGUAACAAUAAUUAUUUGCAUAUCAUUGUUCUCUUUCAAUUGUUUCUAGUUGAAAAGAUAAGGCCUCGGAACAUUGGAAAAGUACUGACAUUCUACAUUCAUACGUAAAUAUCAAAUUUCGAAGUUUAAGAGAAUAAGCGUAUUUACCUAUUGACUUGUUUGUACCUUACCUAAAUGUGAAUGUUAAAUAGGAGUAAUGUUCAGAUCCAUACAUACUUACAUUAAACAUUAAAUAGAAUUUUAUAUAAGUAUCAUAUUAUAUUAAAUAGUCAUUAAUGUACACGAGUAUACGGCUUGCUAUUGUCCAUUUAAUUGCAAACUCUGAAAUAGUACAAAUGCCAUACAUGCCUAUACAGAUAUUCCUAGUAAAGAUAGCCGUCAGAGAUUGAGUGCCAAACCCCUGUAUGACAAUAUGCGUCGCAGUUCACAAUGAUAUAGAACGGGACCGAUAGUUUAUGUAAUGCGUGUACAUACUUGUGAUACGUCGGACAAUAGCAAGCUAGACAUUCUUAUUGUAACGUAGAUUGAUUACAGUAAUCUCUUGAUGUGUACUCCCUAUGUAAUGUUAAGUGGAGAGCGAACUGAGCGGGCUUAGACGUAUUUAGAUGGCCUGUAUACGGGCCUUGUAUAUGCAAUUUAACGGCAUUUAUAUUAUACAGUAGUUAGAAUGCAUUACCCAGAAACUUUUAUAUAUUCUCUUGCAUACAAUAUUAUAGAGAAAUUCUAGUAAUUAAAAGCAAUAUUAAAGUAAACUCGGUAUAUUCCCCCAAUGAGUAACAGCGAGAUUACUGUAGUCAGUGUGCUGGUAUCACCGACAGCUGACACACCAUAUCGUACACAGCAUACUCACAAACUAUAAUACAGAUAUCGUUGAAGGCGCUUUUGAGAAAUUGUACAUUUUGUAUAAAUAAUACAGUAAGGAGUCGAUUUAAUGGCGUAGAGAUUGUUUAAAGUGAUGAGUGGCGAACGACUGGUAAUGUAUUGAAAGUGCUUCUAGUAAGCGUCGAGUCUUCCAUAGCAGUCGAACGCGGGGGCGAGUGUUUACUGUUACGUCUAAGUAUUAAACGAUAAUAAUAGCGUAUACUUAUCAUAGCAUAGGCGGAGCUCGCGUCUUGUACCUUGUGCAGAUAUUUUUACUUGCACUUCGCGGGAUUUAGUUCUAUGUAACUAUAGACACAAAACAAAUACCUCGUUUAGUUACUCAAAAUGUAAUAGUUAGACAGAGUUAGCGUUUAUUUCGCGUUUAGUUCUUGGACAUAUCAAUUCAGGCACCAAAUGAGACUAUAGCGUAAGCAAUUUUUAAAUUUUUUCAUGUAUUACAAUAUUGAUAUCGAUUAUUUUAAUAAGGUCUUUAUCAAUUGUAGUGUCGCGUGACUGGCGCGCAACUGAAUGAUCCCACAUUGACAGGGUCCUCGUUAAAAUAGUUGUCUAGUUACGUACGCGCGUACAAGUGAGGCGGUCACCUCCAUAUUCCACUAUGUUCACUAAUCCCUGUAUCGUACAUUUUUCUAAAUCUAAAUUCAACUUGGUUUUCGUGUUAGACAUUGAGACACUUAAGUUCUAAGCUUUUAGGACUAAAAUCAAAAUUCUUGUUGGUAAAUAAUAAAAUUAUUCGGUAUGUGAAGCAAAAUUUUUAUCGUUACUGUUUAUAAUUUUGUUAUACUUAGUUAAAAGAUAAUAGUUAUCAUUCGGCACGGCAAUCUGUGUGAACAUGGUUCUCUAGCGUAAUUCUAGUUAAAUACUGUUCUUUUUGUUACUUGCCAGUUCAUGCUAUAGAUAUACAGUAAUUACAACAAUAAAGUUCUCUUAUAACAUUGUGA
Molecule: messenger RNA, 6900 nt
Organism: Trichoplusia ni (cabbage looper)
Lineage: Eukaryota; Metazoa; Arthropoda; Insecta; Lepidoptera; Noctuidae
Gene: stol
Product: voltage-dependent calcium channel subunit alpha-2/delta-4
Exons: 26
Coding region: 203-3856 (1217 amino acids)
Cellular component (GO): voltage-gated calcium channel complex
Molecular function (GO): voltage-gated calcium channel activity
Source: RefSeq, a predicted model, not a curated record